This is a messenger RNA of Amoebophrya sp. A25, 1180 nucleotides long. The record is from the annotation of a GenBank genome assembly. NCBI's taxonomy places the organism in Eukaryota, Dinophyceae, Syndiniales, Amoebophryaceae.
AGACAAGAAACUCCAAUGAGUCAGAACUUCCAAUGAUCCUCGUCGUGUAUGAUCGAAGUACUUGAAAGGUUCAGGUUGUGCGCUAGUGAUCCACCAAGAUCUAUGAUCCAUCUUCGCAUAACCACAAAAGUAGACAACAACAAAGAUGUCCAGAGUGAGCGGUUUAUCCCCGAACAGGAGAGGUUCCUCCGCUGAAGAUGGUGAGAAGUCAGCCUUGCACCGAUUCAUCGAAAAGUAUUGGGCGCCAGUGGUGAAAGUUCUCAGCGAAGAACUGGGCCCUGGUCCUCCUCUUCUCAAACAAGCUCAUCUGACGAAUGCUUUCAAAGCAGGAACGCUUCCAUUGUGUCUCGGUUUGAUGUACCAUUUUCAGAAUUUUACCCCUACAGCCUGGACGUAUACGGCUUUGCACGGAUCUUACGGGAUCUUGUGGGUGCUGAAGGAGUGGUGGUGUCCGGAUGGGAGGUUCCAGCUGAAAAUGCCCUUUGGAUCAUCGUGCUUGGCUGUGUCUUUCCUCGUCGGCUACUGGCUAGCCCCGAUCAUACUGAUAUCCAAGAAACUCCAAGUCUCUGCGCCAAGACAGGCAUUAUGCAUCUUCACGUACGCGAUCGGAGUUUCCAUGAUGCUGGUAGCAGAUACGCAAAAGUUCUUCGCUUUGAAGUACAAUCGCGCAUUGGCGGAACAAAAGAAGCUUUUGAUCAAGGAUGGCAUAUUCUCGAAUAACCGGAAUCCGAACUACCUUGGCGAAAUGCUCCUAUACGGUAGUUUCGCAGGUUUAGUCCCUCAUCCGCUUCCUAAAGCGAUGCUUGCGUUUGCGUGGCUUGGGCUCUUCAGUGUCAACAUGUUCAACAAGGAAAGCUCGUUGAUGCGGAAGCCAGGAUGGGAGGAGUAUAAAAAACAGAGUUGGUUGUUUCUUCCGAAAUUGUUUGGGGGAGCUGGAGGUUCAGAGGAAGAUGAUCUGAAGGAUAAAGAAGAGUAAAGAGAAGGGUCCCGUAUCUGAGGCAUUCGCAGUUGAAGUUCUGGGACGGCUUGUGAGUAGAUGUCACUGGACGUUGAUUUUGGAUGAUGACGCAUGAAUUGGCAUUAUUUUGCUUCCACAGGACACAGGUGCAUUACUCCAUGCAAGACAUCGUGCUGUCAUAAAAUGUACCGAAGAAAGAUGUUCUCUCAAAAUGAAAAAUAU